AUAAUUACGUCAUUACUCAAUUGGAUGCUGACGAUUUAAGCCAAAGUAUUUCCUUGGUCAGUUUUGACAAGACUUAAAAGUAAAUAAGUAGGUAUUUUAUUGUCUAGAUUACAAAACUAGCAUCGUCAGUCCAAAUUUUACUCAAUGUCAUUGUCACUUCAGUUCCGUUAAGUCAUAUAAGUCUUACAUCUAAGAUUACUUAUAGCUCUUUUAUAUUUGCAGCAAAGGUUUGCUUUUGAUUAAAUUAUUACGGAUCUCUAGAAACUUGAUAUCACGAUAACUCCGAUUAUCCUCAGUAUAUGACACACGGCACUGUGUUACAGUUUGAAGUGAGGUUAUAAAAGUAAAUUAUAUAAUUUAGUGUGAAAAUGCGUGAAAUAGUGCAUGUGCAAGCUGGGCAGUGUGGGAACCAGAUAGGAUCUAAGUUCUGGGAGAUAAUCUCAGACGAGCACGGAGUGGGCCCCGACGGCGUCUAUCAUGGCGAGAAUCCGAUGCAGCUGGAGAGAAUCGACGUCUACUACAACGAGGCCUCGGGAGGUAAAUACGUGCCGCGAGCCGUCUUGGUCGACCUCGAACCCGGGACCAUGGACUCCGUGAGGGCCGGGCCCUACGGACAGCUCUUCAGGCCAGACAACUUCGUGUUCGGACAGAGCGGAGCUGGCAACAACUGGGCUAAGGGCCACUACACAGAGGGCGCUGAGCUCGUCGAUGCCGUCAUGGACGUCGUCCGUAAGGAGUCCGAGAACUGCGACUGCCUUCAAGGUUUCCAGCUGACCCACUCUCUGGGCGGCGGCACCGGGUCCGGCAUGGGCACAUUGCUGCUGAGUAAAAUACGCGAGGAGUACCCAGACAGAAUCAUGAGCACCUUCAGCGUCGUGCCUUCGCCUAAAGUGAGCGAAGUGGUGCUAGAACCAUACAACGCCACACUCUCAGUGCACCAACUGGUCGAGAACACAGACAUGACCUUCUGUAUAGACAACGAGGCUCUGUACAACAUCUGCUUCAGAACACUCCGGCUCACCAGUCCCAGCUACGGCGACCUCAACCAUCUCAUCUCGUUGACAAUGUCCGGAAUAACCACGUGCCUCCGUUUCCCGGGACAACUGAACGCGGACCUGCGCAAGCUAGCCGUCAACAUGGUGCCGUUCCCCAGGCUACAUUUCUUCAUGCCCGGUUUCGCGCCGCUUACAGCCAAGAAUUCCUUUGACUACCGCGCUCAAAAUGUAGCUGAACUCAUGACCCAAAUGUUCAACCCGGGCAACAUGAUGACGGCGUGCGACCCGCGGCACGGGCGGUACCUCACCGUCGCCACCAUGUUCAGGGGCCGCAUGAGCAUGAGGGAGGUCGACAACCAGAUAGUCGCCAUACAGAAUAAGAACUCCAGCUACUUCGUGGAAUGGAUCCCGAACAACCUGAAGGUGUCAGUCUGCGACGUGCCACCGCGAGGCCUGAAGAUGUCCGCCACCUUCGUAGGCAACUCCACCGCCAUACAGGAGAUAUUCAAACGCAUAUCGGAGCAGUUCACCGCCAUGUUUAGACGCAAGAUAUUCAAACGCAUAUCGGAGCAGUUCACCGCCAUGUUUAGACGCAAGGCUUUCCUCCACUGGUACACGGGCGAGGGCAUGGACGAGAUGGAAUUCACAGAGGCCGAGAGCAAUAUGAACGAUCUCAUCUCCGAGUACCAGCAGUACCAGGAGGCUCCCGUGGACGACGAAGACGCCGAAUUCGACGAAGAAGACGAGUUAGAGCAGGAAUACCCUGAGGAAAGAGAGAGAGAGCCUGUCCAUGCCGCUCUCUAAGCUUUUUAAUCGCAGAUACUAAAAAGACAGUUUGUUUGCCCAAUCUAAAGUCUUUUAGUAAGGACGCUAAGCACGUAGAAUUACGUACAUUGGCGCCCGUUUUUCUAUAUCUAUCGCACGCGUGUUCUAUUGCUGUCCCGCUCAUGUGCCGGCGGUAAUGAAUGCCACUGUGAAUACUUAUGCGCGUGCGAUAGAGAUAAAAACAUGCGGGUGAAUGAACGAAAUUCUUGAGACAUUCUCAAUCAAAAGGUACCAAAUUGUCGUUUACCAUAAGGACGCUCUACGAGGUUAUUCAUAUAAAUAUACAAGCAAAAUUCGUCUUUAUGAAAGAGAAAGUGGUACCUUUUGAUCGAGAACGUCACAAUUCUUCAUUUAGCUGCACACUUCCACGUUAGUUCACUGCAUAAUAAGCUAUCAAUAUUACACUUUAAAGACAUUAAAUAACAUAAUGAACAAAAAGAUUCUCGAGCCUUCGCCAUUUUCAAGUUCAUUCUAUAUCCUCUAUCCCCCUUAUUCAUAAACGUUUACUAAAGUUGACAAGCCGAUAAUAAUCGUUUGUCCCUUUCCAUCAUACCGAUACGUCGGAAAGGGACAAACGAUUAUUAUCGGCUUGUCAACUUUAGUAGACGUUUAUGAAUAAGGGGGUUAAUCAUUAUGCUACUAAAAUAAUAGGUGUUGGACUGGAAAGUCAAAUAGUCAAUUUUAAUUUUUAACAAGCAGAAACGUCUGAUAUCAUUAAUCUUAAAAUAAAUUUAAAUGUGGAUAUAUGUGGGUGUGUGUCUUGGGUGAGACUUGGACUCACGGCAUCUGGAUCAAUACUCCGUGAGUUCAAGUCACAACCAAGACAGUAAUUUUUCCACUUUUAAAAUUAUUUUAAGUCAAAUUGUCAUUUUAGUAUCUGGUAGUAUAAGAACAAAGUACAAUUUUUGUAACAAACUUUUUUAUACCGUAAAGCUGGGUUACUUUGACCCAAUAGAGCAGGGGUCUCCAAUACACGGCCCGCGGGUCAAAUCCGGUCUGCGACGCGUUUCUAUCCGGCCCGCCGACACCCAAAGUGAGUGAGCCAGGCUCCAGGGGUGGCCCGCUUGAAAGUUUCUGUGGCGCAAUAUGGCCCUCAGGUAAAAAAAUUUGGACACCCCUGCAAUAGAGGGUUAGUUUCAUCAUCAUCAUCAUUUCAGCCUAUAUACGUCCCACUGCUGAGCACAGGCCUCCUCUCAUGCGCGAGAGGGCUUGGGCUAUAGUCCCCACGCUAGCCCACUGCGGAUUGGGGACUUCACAUACACCUUUGAAUUUCUUCGCAGAUGUAUGCAGGUUUCCUCACGAUGUUUUCCUUCACCGAAAAGCUAGUGGUAAAUAUCAAAUGAUAUUUCGUACAUAAGUUCCGAAAAACUCAUUGGUACGAGCCAGGAUUUGAACCCCCGACCUCCGGAUCGAAAGUCAGGCGUCAUAUCCACUCGGCCACCACUGCUUUUUGCACUGCAGAGGGUUAGUUUGGCCCGCAAGAAAACCACAACACUAACGGAUAGCCAAACCCAGCUACAUGAUAUAGAUGACAAUAUGCCAUAAUUUCAGUGCCAUGUUCUGUUUUUUUUUCAUGCAUAUUUUUGUAGUUGUCACAAUACAUUUUUUUAAUUACAAGAAUUUUAUCCUGAUGGUCAAAAUUAUCCUAAUGGUCAAAGUUACCCUUCAGGGCCAAUGUACCCGUGUUUACGGUAUAUCUUAUUAUGUGAUAAUUGAGACAUAUUACUUGUAACAUACCACUAUCGCUUUAAGUAACAACUUGUAUUUUUUUGAGCUGGUCUUUUUAGGAAUUAAGCAAAGACAUUUUGUUAAGACAAAUAAAAUCGUUGUUAUUUAUAUAUUUCACGCUCCUCAUUUCAACAAGCAAGCAAAUUAACCUAAUACUUAGGUUAACCCAUAGACUAGGAAUCCUCUAGACCGAGUUUAGAGCAAUUAUUUCAUGCCACCGAUGAUGCCAAAAAUGCGGGGGUGCGCGGAACGAGGUGAGCGAAGUCCCGUGCCGUGAUUGGUCCGUUCAAAGACACGGACGUCACACAAAGACACUUUCGACUCGAACAUGGAGUAAGAUUACCGUAUGCCUGGCAGAGCUACCCCCUCUGCCAGGCAUACGGCUGCGACUAUGCUAAGUCUGGAGGAUGUUUUGUCUGUGGGUUAACCAGUGUCAAAUUGUACUGGUAACCAUGCUAACUCCAGACAAAGAGAAUAUUGCUCCAGGUUUAACCGGUUAACCCUGGGUUAGUGAUUGGUGCAACUCUCAUGGCAGUCAUGGCUCUGUUGUCAACACACUUGCUCGUAAUAUGGAACCUAUUUAAUGAACCGCUUAUGCUCAUAAUCCUAUAGUCCGUUUUUUUAGCAUUAGAAAGAACUUCACUUGUGGUUCUAAAUCUGGCACUUUUAGCGGUAACAAUUUGAAGUAAAUUAUAUGUAUUGACCAUGCUACAUUAGAUAAUUCAAUAAUUAUUAACAAUUAACGAGCCUGAUAAAAACUGCACGCUUGCAUCUGCGGAGUUCUUUCCAAUGCUAAAAAAACGAACUAUAGAUAUUGAGCCCGCGUGCUUUUUUCACGAGCUUUUUUGACACAUUUUUUUUUAAUUUACUUUUACUCAUUGUUUUUUUUAUUAUGAUUAAAUAUAAGUAUCAGGAAAAGUGUAUUGGCGUCAUUGUCUUUCCGCGCCGCCGGCAUUUGCAAACUAAGAUAAGGAAUCCUAAAUGCACCCUAUUAAUUGAUUAUGUGAUCUGUAUUAGAGAUGCAACGGAUAGUUGUUUGGCCGGAUACCGGAUACCGGAUAUUCGGCCUGACCAUCGGCCGAAUAUCCGGUAUCCGGCCGAUAAGAUAAGGAAUCCUAAAUGCACCCUAUUAAUUGAUUAUGUGAUCUGUAUUAGAGAUGCAACGGAUAGUUGUUUGGCCGGAUACCGGAUAUUCGGCCUGACCAUCGGCCGAAUAUCCGGUAUCCGGCCGGCGGAACUAUACCUACAUUUCGGUUUAUCAGGUGCGCAUUAUGCAGGUUUUGAUCUGUUUCGUAGUGAACGUUCGUGCGGACUCGUUUUAGGUUCGAAGCGAGAGCGUGUGCAAGUCAGUGGAAUGCUUAAAAUGUUUUAAAUAAUAAACGAGUACGAUUAUAACCGUGACUGUUUCUUAUUCCAAUUUUGUUCACUCCUAAAUCAAGCAAUGUUACUAUCCGGUAUCCGGUCAGAUAGUAGGCCACUAUCCGGUAUCCGGCCGAAUGUUAAAAUAAUGGCCGGAUACCGGAUAGUAGCCGAAUAUCCGGUGCAUCUCUAAUCUGUAUGAUGGAGCUAAGUUUAGCUUAAACAAAAAAAAGAGUUUUAUUUGCCAAAAAAAUUACAAGUUUUUUUAACCUAUGACUGCCACACUAGGCUACGCCUGUCUUGUGGAGUCAGCUUGACAACUAAUAAAAUGCCCCUACUACCUAUUGUUUGUCUCAUUAUCUGCUUUUAGCAAUUUGUAUGUCUCUCCCAUCACGGAACAGUGUUCUGGACCUUUGGGAGACGUGUGCGGAGCCGAAGCCAACCACUUUUGACCCCCCUUCCCCCUUUGUGAUUUUAGCGCAACCACAAUAUCACGUGAUAUAUAAUUAUGAUAUUUUAUUGGGUAAAUAUGUAUAUAAAAUCAUAGGAAACGUACCUACGAGAACGAUAGUUGGUUACACUUGCUUCGGCAAUGUACAAGUGCACAUACAAGUAUGUUUCUCAUCAGGCCACAAGAUGGCAGACCCUCCAAUACACGCGCCCUCUACAUAUAGGCCAAAAUAAAACGAUACAUAGACAUUUUAAUUUGACCGUGUUUUACAGGGCACUUAGUUAUGUUUACAGUAAUUACUUUUCAUUAAACAUGGCAGUAAUUUCGUGCAACAUGGUAAUUUAAUCAGUUUCGACAUUUCAUUUCUUACUCGGUCACGGCGGCGAAAUGUUACGGACAAUUUUAUUUUCAGUAUUAUUACCAACUAUGAUGACAGCCAAUCAAAAGGAUCCAUAUUUCUACCGUAUGCCAGUCUACCCAAUGUACGCUAGAACGGGACUACCAUAUAACGAAAAUCUAGAAACUCAUACGAAAACACCUGUUAUUCAGAGUUCUCAUCAAGCAAAUAAACCACAAAUCAUAUCUCCUAACGAAUACACGUUUACUGCAAAACCGAUAGAACCGGUUAAUCUAAAACCGGUUGAUUCCGAACCGGUUUCGAGAAAUGGAGAUACAGAACAAAGGAAAUUUGAUAAGACCAUACCCGCUUACAUCUUUAAAUCUGUGGAACUGAACAAUCAUGAUGUUAAUGAUGAUGAGGUAAAUGUAAAUGAUAUUUUUCAAAAUGUCAGACCAUCACAGAUACACAGAAUACAGGUACCAAUAAUAAGCAAAGAACCGGAUAGUCUGCCGAAGCAAAAUAUGUUAUCAUUUGUCCGUCCUGGACUUUUAAAAAACCGAUUACCUGUGUCUAACAAAAAAGCGGCAAAUUACCCCACAAAGGAACAUAAUUUACGGCUAACUUACAGACCACCGCUAAGCGGAUUAUCGCUACCGAUAGAAAACAUAAAACCGGUAAUUAAACCAGUAAACGAACUGACGGCAUUACCCGACAAAUAUGACAAUUGCGAAAAACAGGUAUACCCGUUGCCUUUAUUAGCCCAAAAACCGGUUAGUAAAAACACUCACAAAGACAGAUUGCUCAAGGAAAAAUUGGUAUCAUUGCUACUGUCUUCAAAAAAAGAUUUAGAAAAGCAAGUAAAGGACUUACAGUAUAUACAUGAUACACUGAAGUCGGAAACUAUGUACAAGAUCGGACAUCUCACGAGUCACAUGAACAAGAUGAAUAAGCAUAUGAAUAUGUUGUAUAAAAGUGUUCAGAAUAAUCAUAAUAAUUGGGACGCGCUUCAAAUUUUGAAAGCAUAUGAAGAGGUAAAAAAGAACAACGAUACGGUCCGAGAGCUGCUGAGCGCGAUGCGGUCAUACCUUAGGGCUAAGAAGAAGGCAGUCGGAUCGCGCGUUGAGAAAAGCCCUUCGAAUUACGGCAUCAGCUGGGCUUACUACGACGACACCAUGCCUUGAAACCUAUACUGAUAUUCAGGACUAGGAGUAAACUGACAGUUACCUGCAAAAAUAUAUGUUUCAUCGGAGGCCCCAACAAUACAUGACACACUCAUAUCGUCGGGUGACAAGCAAGUCACUAAGUACUAUCAAGAAAUUAAAGUAACAAUGCACUUAUUACACUUGUAACACGGUUUAUUGUCCAAUAAUUUCAAUGGUGUUAGUUAGCGACUUUUGCUUGUCACCCGACGAUAUGGAUCUACAAAUAAAAUUAUAUUAUAUUAUUGCGGCCUUCGACAUGGCUCGGAACCGGAUUUUUCUUUAUACAUAAAAUACCGGUAAUAUUUCGUACUUUAGUUUAUUAUUUCAUUUUUAAUGAGACACUUUAAUAAUAAGAAGUUGAACCUAAAUACAUGAUUCAGUCCUACAUAAAGAGCAUAAAAUAAUUAAAAAUAUUGGCCUAUUUCGGGUUUUUCAAAAAAUCCGGUUCCGAGCCUUCGCCUUCGAUGUGAAACAUUAUUGCAUAUGACUGUACUUUAAUUGGUAAAAAACGAUUUUAUGUAAAAAUAAGAUUAAGGAGGUAUAAAAAUAUAAAAUAAGUCAUAUAAAAUCCACCGAUCAUUUCGUGUUAAUGACCUAGGACAAGUGACCCUUUAAAAUUUAAAUGACUACCAAAAGGAAGAUACUCCAAAUAAAUCUGUAAUCGGGUUAAAGUUUACACUUUAAGUAAGUGAAGUUUGUAAUCUAAGUUAUUUAGAAUAAAAGUCUUUGUAUAUGAAA
Messenger RNA from Cydia fagiglandana, 7638 nucleotides. Its product is annotated as tubulin beta-1 chain-like. The record is from RefSeq and is a predicted model, not a curated record. The transcript is spliced from 15 exons. NCBI's taxonomy places the organism in Eukaryota, Metazoa, Arthropoda, Insecta, Lepidoptera, Tortricidae. Gene Ontology annotation, biological process: microtubule cytoskeleton organization; mitotic cell cycle. Gene Ontology annotation, molecular function: GTPase activity; structural constituent of cytoskeleton; GTP binding. Bases 369 to 1799 code for a protein of 476 amino acids. Gene Ontology annotation, cellular component: cytoplasm; microtubule.